Molecule: messenger RNA, 1276 nt
Organism: Dufourea novaeangliae
Lineage: Eukaryota; Metazoa; Arthropoda; Insecta; Hymenoptera; Halictidae
Gene: Set8
Product: histone-lysine N-methyltransferase pr-set7
Exons: 6
Coding region: 176-1276 (366 amino acids)
Molecular function (GO): histone H4K20 methyltransferase activity; protein binding
Source: RefSeq, a predicted model, not a curated record
AAUUGUUAAAAGCAUCGCUUGACGUGAAGCACCUAUAUAUAGGCUAUAGCGUCGACUACAUAGCAUUGAACAAUUGAAGCGACUCAGGCACGGUAGCCCCGCGCAGCUCGGGAAUUUUUGUAUGAGAAUAUUAACUUUUUGAUUCCUUUGUUACGCGAGAUUGUCGAGGAACAAUAUGGCGAAAGAAAGACGAAAACGUGUACAAACAAAAAGCAUGGUUCAUAUAAGAACCACAGUUUUAUCCAUGGAGUAUAAUGAUAUAGGUAGCCCUGCAAAGAAAGAGCCCAAAUUGGAUAAUAAUAUAAAUAUUAAAAAUAGUAAUUCGGAUGGAACACAUAUAGCAACAGAAGCACACAAACCUACUGUGUCUAUAAGUUCCUUUUCCUAUACACAAAUUGGACAUGUUUCUAAGAGUAAAUCUAUCGAAGAGAGCUUCUAUAGAAGUGAACAUACUAAUGUUAUACAAAGUAAUAGUGUUAGUGAUAUUGAUCACUUUACAACCGAUGAGACACCUGUAGCUGUACCCAUUCAUGGCCCAUCGACACCACACAGGAUAAAUAUGCCAACCAGUCAAGUGGAAGAUUUAGAUGAAAAAACUACAAAUGACAAGAAAGAUAAAGAGCCACUGACCCCUGGAGCUAAUUUGGAGACACCUUUGAAGAAACCUGCUAAUCGUGGCCGUAGAAAAUUGAAUGGCAGUCAAACUGCCGGUCAUCGUCCGAACGAAUCAUUGCAUACUGUUAGAACAAAUCACAAGCUUACCGAUUAUUUUCCAGUUCGCCGUAGCGUGAGAAAAUCAAAGAAAGCUGUAUUAGAAGAGAAGCAACGGGAUAUGGAGAACAAAGUACUCUGUCAAGUGGAGGAGGGUUUAGAGGUAAGACAUUUUCCUGGUAAAGGGCGUGGGGUGGUAACAACACGAGAGUUUACAAAGGGAGAAUUCGUCGUAGAAUAUAUUGGUGAAUUGAUUGACCAAGUACGAGCUAAGAAACGUGAGAAGGUAUAUGCACAGGAUCAAAAUACUGGAUGUUAUAUGUAUUAUUUUCAACAUCGUAAUCAUCAGUAUUGCGUUGACGCGACAGCAGAGACUGAUAAGUUAGGUAGACUAGUAAAUCAUUCAAGAAACGGUAAUUUAGUUGCACGAGUCAUAGAAAUAGGCUCGAAACCUCACCUGGUACUUGCAGCGAAGGAAAAUAUACCAAUUGGAGUUGAAAUUACAUACGACUAUGGUGAUCGAAGUCGCGAAGCUAUUCGCCAUCAUCCAUGGUUAGCGUUAUAG